Molecule: messenger RNA, 2544 nt
Organism: Cordyceps fumosorosea ARSEF 2679
Lineage: Eukaryota; Fungi; Ascomycota; Sordariomycetes; Hypocreales; Cordycipitaceae
Product: sulfatase domain protein
Exons: 1
Coding region: 1-2544 (847 amino acids)
Source: RefSeq, a predicted model, not a curated record
AUGGUCUUCCAAUCUCUAGCAGCGCUGUGCCCUAGACGGAUAUCUAUCCCUCGCCCAUCAAACAUCUUUACUCGCAAACUCAUGCUCCCAUUUGCUGCCGUCUCCGUCAUCAGCGCCAAACUGCUUCAUAUAUACGCCCAUCGACACGCUCUGUCCACUCCCGAUUUGAUCCGUUGGGGCUCCUCCUUCUUUUUUCAGGAUGUCGUCUUCAUUCUCUUGGUUCGAAUGCUCCUCGAGAGUCGCAUGCCCUUCUUCUCUCUGCUCGGCUCCGCCAUCACCAUGACAGUCUUCGUCCUUAGCUGCGGCACCCUCGCCUGCUACAUGACAAUCUACACCGAACCUGACUGGAACAAUGCUGGGAUCGUUCUCGACCCUGCUUGGUGGGCUGUCCUGCCUACCGGCCUGGCUUCCCUCGCCUUCGUUUCCGCCAUCAUGACGGUCAUCGCCGCCGCCACGCAGCAAUUCUGGAUUGUCGUUGCCGACAUGACGUCUGAUGCUUUGCUUUGGCCCUUUCGCCGCUGCUUUGCUGGCGGCAAAUACCAGAGCCUCAACCAAACCCCUCCGAAUAAAUAUGAGGACGACACUCUGAAUCCGUCUGAUGAUCAAGGCCUGCUUUCAUACAGAGACGAAGACGCCGCCGAGCAGGGGCUGCACUUCGAAACCCAGCUGCCCGCACCCUCCAAGUCCGCUAUUGGCGGCUACACAAUUUGCGGUGCCGUUGCUCUCACCACUCUUCUAACAACUAUCCUGCGCCCCCAUGACUCGGCCUAUACUCUCAUGUCCUGGACCCUGCCCUUGCAGCCCAUCGUCGAUAUCUCAGGAGAUGGUGGCCCUGCAGCCAUCACCAGCCAUAACAGCGGCCCUAAUAGUAUCACCGAUGUUCUCCACGACAAGACAGCCCUCUCGAGCCCGAUCCCGCUGCCCUGGCUACCUGAAGGAGACGCGCCGAAGGGGUUUGAAGACUGGUAUCACGACGGCGCACAGCACUACGACGCCGAGGCCGACCCCUUGAAGGUUUCUAAUAUGCAGGACGCAAUCCUCUCCGAUCUGCAAGGGAAGCUUGCCGACGUCGACAUCCGCCAUGUCAUCAUUGUCAAAAUGGAGUCGAUUCGAAAAGACGUCUUCCCGGUCAAGCAAGGGGGUAAGAUCUGGAGAAAGCUGGCUGACGCGACCUCCAAUCAUACACUUUCCGGCGAAGUGCAGGAGAGGCUCGCCACGCUUACACCAAUGGCCAAUUCACUGACUUGCGACUACGACGACGGCUUCGAUCACCCGAAUCGCACCUGCCGAGGCGGCAUCAGUGCAAACAACGCCUUCACAGCUAGCACAUAUACCCUCAAGAGUGUCAUCGCUACCCUUUGUGGCAUUGGCCCCGUCGCCGCUGAUUUCAACGUCGAGGCCAAGUCUCAUUUCUACCAACCGUGCCUAACCCACGUCCUCCACGCUAUGAAUUCCAUCAACCAGACCCAAGCAAACAAGGAUGGUAAGGAAUUUCAACCCUAUCCUUGGAAGUCUUACUACUUCCAAGCCGCGACCGACUCCUUCGACAACCAAGGCGCCCUUUUUCCAAUUCUUGGAUAUCAGUCGGAAAAUGUCAUUACCAAAGAAUAUUUGCAAAGCGAAUCCGCCAAAUUCGGCAAGUCUACUCUAAGCGAUGUCAAUUAUUUCAGCAUUCCCGAGGUUGCCCUGGAGGACUACAUUAGAGAUGCAUUCCAGGUGGCCAAGGAAAAGAAGGAGAGGGUCUUUCUGACGCAUUUGACGAGCACUACGCAUCACGCUUUUGGAAUUCCCGCCGAGGAGCACUACGUCCACAUGAGCGAGAAUAAGGACCUCGAGGACCUGUCCAACUACAUCAACGCAGUAGGGUACAGCGACCGUUGGCUGACCAAGCUUCUCGGUAUCCUAGAAGAACAGGGGGUGGCGAAUGAAACGCUCGUUGUCUUCUCGGGAGACCACGGCAUGCCGGUUGCUGAAGAUGGUGUCGCUACGUACCACAACGACGAAACUGCCAGCUUCCACGUGCCAAUCGUGCUUUCGCACCCCAAGCUACCCAAGGUGACGAUUGGCAACGUCGUCUCUACGAUGCAGAUCCUGCCUACUGUGCUGGAUCUCUUGGUUGAGUCAGACUCGUUGUCGGAAGAGUCGAAGCGCGCUGCGAGGGACUUGGCGAAAAAUUACGAAGGCCAGUCCCUUUUGCGUCCUCUACAUGCUGCUGCCGACAACGGCCACGGCGACUGGCAAUUUAGUGUCACCAACCCUGGCGGAGCGACACUGGCAGCUCGAGACGGCAGAAACCCCAAUUGGCGGUUAACGUUCCCCAUCACCUCUGGGCAAGAUUGGCAUUUUGUAGACGUCAGCUCCAACUCGACUGGCAUCUUUUCUCUUUCAUUUGAUACCUUGCGCAAUCGUGCCGAGUCGCAGUUGGGCACGGAAGUGGCCGACUGGCUAGAAGAAGCAGCCAUUGUCAGCCGUUGGUGGCUAGACGAAAACCAAAAAAGGUGGCGCUAUGGCAAAUAUGCACCGAGCGUCGAAGGACGGAAUUAA